Messenger RNA from Metarhizium album ARSEF 1941, 1071 nucleotides. RefSeq names its product aspartic protease precursor. Gene Ontology annotation, molecular function: aspartic-type endopeptidase activity. Bases 1 to 1071 code for a protein of 356 amino acids. Lineage: Eukaryota; Fungi; Ascomycota; Sordariomycetes; Hypocreales; Clavicipitaceae. The transcript has 3 exons. The record is from RefSeq and is a predicted model, not a curated record. Gene Ontology annotation, biological process: proteolysis.
AUGUCUCUCAGAACGCUGCUGCUCCUGGCUGCCGCGCACCUCGCGCAGGCUGGCGAUUUCUCCCACGCCCUCUUCUACAAAAAUGUCGACUCGGAGACGGCCCGACGCGUAGCCUCGAUCAAGGGCCUCGCGGCGGCGGGCAACGACGGCCCCCUCGUAAACGACCAGGGCUUUUGGUUCGCCCACUUCGCCGUCGGGGCGAGUCCCGACCUCGAGAUGCUCGUCGACACGGGGUCGUCCGACGUCAUCCUCAACCCGGGCUCGUACAAGCCGUCGCCGGAGUCCGUCGACGCGAAGCGCACAUUCAGAAUCUCCUACGCCACCACGAACCCCGACGGAUCGGGGACCCUGACGACCUCGGGCAGCGUCUACCGAGACGUCGUCACGCAGCUGUCGGCAAAUCUCAGCGUGGCCGACCAAACGCUCGGCGAGGCGCGCUAUCCAGCCUCGCCACCCGUGUUCCCGCACGACGGCCUCAUCGGGUACGCAGGCCAGGACGGCAGCGCCCUCCGCGGCGCCCCCUUCAUCGACAGCCUCUGCAGCGGAGGGGCCCUGUCGUCGUGCCGCUUCGGCAUCGCCCUCGACGCCAACAAGACGGGCGCUCUGUACUACGGCGCCGUGGCGACCCACGCGCUCGCCGGGGCGCUGACCACGGUCCCGAUCCAGCGCGAGUGGGUGGUCGUCGGCGCCGUGACGGCCGGCGGGAGGGCGGUGCAGUCCGGCGCCAGCAUCGUCACCGACUCCGGCACGACCGUCAUCUUCGGACCCACCGACCAGGUCGGCAACCUCUUCCGGCAGGCCGGCAUCCGGGCCGUGCAGACGAGCGCCGGCUUGACGGGCCACUACAACUGCAGCGCCCCGCCGGCCAUUGGCUUCUCGUUUGGCGGCAAAAACUUCGACCUUCUCCCCGCGGCGCUGGCGUUUGCCAAGGACGGCGACGACUGCACCGCCGCGGUGCACGGGUCCGAUGCCUUUGGGGGCAGAUGGCUUGUUGGCCAGGCCUUCUUCCAGGGCAGGUAUAUCGACCACAAUAUCGCCGAUGCGACCAUGGGCUUUGCCGAUUUGAAGUAG